Molecule: messenger RNA, 954 nt
Organism: Tinamus guttatus (white-throated tinamou)
Lineage: Eukaryota; Metazoa; Chordata; Aves; Tinamiformes; Tinamidae
Product: 2-oxoglutarate receptor 1
Biological process (GO): G protein-coupled receptor signaling pathway
Cellular component (GO): plasma membrane
Molecular function (GO): G protein-coupled receptor activity
Source: RefSeq, a predicted model, not a curated record
AUGACAUCUGAAUACAAAGCCAAUUUUACUACUCAGCCAGGCCAUGCAGACCCUUACGCAAGUUGCGAGGAUGAGGAUUUCUUACAGUUGAAAUCCUAUCUCUCUGUCCUUUACAGCCUAAUCUUUCUGGUGUGCUUCCCAGGAAAUGUUAUGACAAUUUUUAUGUACUUUUUCAAGAUGAGGCCCUGGAAAAACAGCACCAUCAUUAUGUUAAACCUGGCUAUCACAGACCUUUUAUAUAUAGCCACACUUCCUUUCUUUAUACAUUACUUUGCUAAUGGAAAUAACUGGAUUUUUGGAGACUUCAUGUGCAAGUUUAUUCACUUUGCCUUCUACUUCAACAUGUACAAUGGUAUUAUCUUCAUUAGCUGCUUCAGCCUCUUCCGCUUUUUUGUGGUCAUCUACCCAGUUAGAUGUUUUUUUGUUCGAAAACGGAAAUGGGCAGUGGUGACUUGCGUAGUAGUCUGGAUGAUUUCCUUGGUAGCCAUCAGCCCGUUGGGCAUCUUGAUCACCACAAAAGACCUGCAGAACAGAACGAUCUGCCCCGACCUGGCGAGUGCUGAGGACCUUGAUAGCAGCCGAUGGUACAACUGGCUCCUGACGACGUUUGCCUUCUUCUUGCCCUUGCUGACGGUGACGCUGUGCUACGCGCUCAUUAUCUAUGCCUUGGCUACAGGGCCCCACACGCAGGCUUGCUACAAAAAGAAGGCCCGCAGACUUGCCAUCGUGCUCUUGGUGGUCUUCUAUGUGUGCUUCCUCCCCUUCCACAUCUUUCGGGGGCUUCGGAUUGAGCUCCGACUGCGACCAGGUAGCUGCCACUUGAAGAAUCUGAUCUGUUUUAUGUUUGUUCUAGCUAAACCUUUAGCAGCAUUAAAUACAUUUGCUAACUUACUACUUUAUGUUGUGACGGGAGACAACAUCCAUCAGGCUAUUCUUUCACUCCUCAAAGUCUAG